AUGCCUUAUGCUUUAGGAUACACCACUUCUUCUAGUGGUCAUCGUAGCUACAAAAUCUUGAGGCGUUAUUAUAGUCAAAACGACAAGAAAGUGUUGGGUGAGAUCUAUGAGUUUACCUCUGAUUCGUGGAGGGUUCUUGAUGCCUCCUUUCCUCUUCUUGGCUACUCCGUGAAUCGCAACGGCGUGUGUUUGAAAGGAGACGCUUACUUUGUUGCUCCUCGAGAUAAAGUAAAUGAUGCUUUCUUGAUCACAAAGUUCGAUUUCACUACCGAGACGCUCGUGCGUCUCCCUCUUCCGUUUCAGAAUCUUCAUCCUUGGGAUAAAGCGUUUCUUUCGGUCGUUAGAGAUGAAAAAAUCGCCUUGUUACAUGUGUGGCGAAUCUACAUUUCUGACGAGUAUAUGGAGAAACAAGUUUAUGAAGCUAAUAAGAUAUCUACUUUCGAUUGGCCACGUAUCAUCAGUUAUGAAGAAAAGUACACCUAUGAAGAGGCAAAAGAAACAGAGGCUGUGUUAUAG
Messenger RNA from Brassica oleracea var. oleracea, 516 nucleotides. RefSeq names its product putative F-box/kelch-repeat protein At3g17540. NCBI's taxonomy places the organism in Eukaryota, Viridiplantae, Streptophyta, Magnoliopsida, Brassicales, Brassicaceae. The transcript is spliced from 2 exons. The record is from RefSeq and is a predicted model, not a curated record. Bases 1 to 516 code for a protein of 171 amino acids.